Scylla paramamosain (green mud crab) is the source of this 4750-nucleotide messenger RNA. RefSeq names its product lysosomal-trafficking regulator-like. The record is from RefSeq and is a predicted model, not a curated record. Bases 146 to 985 code for a protein of 279 amino acids. Gene Ontology annotation, molecular function: protein binding. NCBI's taxonomy places the organism in Eukaryota, Metazoa, Arthropoda, Malacostraca, Decapoda, Portunidae. The transcript is spliced from 6 exons.
GAGGUGCUCCAUGAGGUGCGAGGUCUGCGGUGGGGCACAUAUGCUGGCUCCCCUGCUGAUGAACGCCCCAUCCUGGCCCUGGUGCAAACCCUGAAGACACCUGCCACCCCGCCUGGCCUGCCUCUCCCACACUGAGCUGCUCCUGAUGCCGCCUCGCACACACCUCCUCAACAUUGGCCUCAGCAAAGGAACCUCCGGAGCAUACAUCCUGUCAUCACACCACCAGGACGGCAUCAUCCGUUGCCGCCGCCUCAAGGACAACACACCUCAGCCGCUCAUCUCCGUGCCUCCCAAUGAGCAGGUGACAUGGUGCGUGUGUGGCACCAACCAGGUGUGGAUUGGCUUGGCUUCCGGUCAGAUCCUGGUGUACCUGGUGGGCGCCAGUCAUGUUGGGGAGGAGCUGAUGGUGUCCCUGCCUCCCACCCUCCUCCUGGCCCACACUGCUCCCAUCACAACCAUGUACCUCUCCAAUGCUUUCAACAUCUGUAUUUCUGGUGGUAAAGAUGGCAUGUGUGUCCUCUGGGAUACUAACAGACUGUCCUAUGUGCGGAGUAUUGGAUGGAGUGGGGUGGAAGUCUCCCUGCUUGCCAUGAGUGAGACUCUUGGGGACUGGGCUUCUGUCACUCCCUUGGGCUCCAUGGCCUCAGUGCUGCGCCUCUACACCAUUAAUGGGGCACUAGUGGACUCGGCUGUUACACCCGCCCCUAUCACUGCCCUUGCCUUCACUUCAUCACCUGAAGGCACAGCAAUUAAUGUCAUUGCCACCAGCAUGGCUGAUGGUGUCAUCAGACUGUGGAGUGUGUGGGACCUGCGAGCAGUGAGGGAGCUGAAGACUGACCGGGCAAGGCAGCCAAUUGCUUCGCUGCAGUACAGUCAGGACAAUCUCCACCUGUGUGGCAUCACUGAGAGUGGAAUCCUGGUGGUGUGGGAAUCCUCUCUCGUCAAGACCAAGAUCCCAAAGUUCAUCACUGUUCCUCCCGUGUAGUCAUUCAUCAGCUGUUGGGGAACAGCUUCUCAAAAGUUGCCAAAGGAAUAUUGAAUGUUAUCUGUAUAUAUAAUGGGUUCACAAUUGGUAAUGAGGACUGGUGAAUGGUUUUCCCUCAUCUCUUGCAUGUUCUGUGAAUCUCGUCUUGUUUCUUUUUUGUAGGAAAUAAUCUGUACUUAAUAUUUAUUUAGCUUGAACUAUCUUUCAUAGAUGGGAAUAAAUCAAUGCAACUUUUAACAGUAAUUGUUUUUAGCCGUAGUAUAUCUAUCUGUCUGUCAAUCAAUAUAUCUAUCUAUCUAUCUAUCAUCUAUCUAUCUAUCUAUCUAUCUAUCUAUCUAUCUAUAUAUAUAUAUAUAUAUAUAUAUAUAUAUAUAUAUAUAUAUAUAUAUAUAUAUAUAUAUAUAUAUAUAUGAAAAACCUUAUUCAGAGUGUAUGUAAUAUGAGAUUGUUUUAUGCUGUGUAUAUAUUGAUCAGUUAAGCCAAAAAUUAUUCAUUAAUGUAUUUAAUGAGACAUGAAGCUUCCAACAUAAAUUUUAAACAUUUUGUGUGCAUGUUUUUAGUAUGAAGUGCAGUGUUUGUGUAAAGAUUUUGGUCUGCACUACUUGUUUGUCUUCCAAGCUUUUUUUCUGUAUAAAUUUAUAUACCAGUUGUUUUUUCUGAAAAUUGCAAAUAUGUAAAGUUGUAUUCUAUUGGCAGAAAAUAUUAUUACCGUCCUAUUACCAUGGAUGUAAUUUCCUUAGUAGAUUUUGUGUAUGUUGCUGCUUGACUGCAUGAGGAAACAGAAGGAUGUAAAAAGUCCUGAUUCAGUAUUUAAUGAAUCAGCAAGCUCAAGUCUCAGACAGAUUGCAUAGCGUCAAAGUCAGGGUUGUCUUGUGAUGGUCUGCAGGAGACACUGAGGACCUGCAGGGACAGAGGCAGGUGUUGAGUUGUUGUGGUGGCAGUGGUGGAGUUACUGCCUUGCCCUGCCUUUCUGCCUUCAGGUGCUGCCUCUGUGCUCUGCCUGUGUCAGGGUUUAUGCCAGGCAAGUGCCACCCAUCCAUCUUAGCAAGUAGAAGUGCAUGAGGUAGAAGAUUGUAGGAAUAGAGGAAAGUUGUGUUGAUACAAAAAACUAACAUGUUCUCCUGUGUUGUAUUUUUUUCUUCCUAUUAGGUAUGAUACAGGAUAUAGAUAGAUGUAUGUAUAUAUUGUUUAUGAAAAUAUCAUGGUGUUAGAAUUACUGUCUUGAUUUUGUUCAUUAUUUUUUUAAUUUUUAAUCUUUUGAAUAAUUAGUUCUAUGAUUUUUCUUUUAAAAUUUAAUGCACUGUAUUUGUAUUUAUUCAGUCUACAAUGAUGAAAUGCUCAGUUAGGGCUAAGCUACCUCUUCAUUGAUAGACCAAUAGACUCAGCUUAGGCAAAACAUGUAUGGGUAAUUUACGCUAUCAAUUUAUUUAAUCAAAGUGCCAUUGAAUCAAAAGUCAUAAUUGGUCACAUACUUAGAAAUAUGUAGAAUUCAUGAUUUGAUGAUGGUAAUGUUUUCAGUCAUUUACUAGAAAAGCAAUACUUAGGCUGGUAAAUAUGUUUAUGGGAAAGAAAGGAAAGAUUCCAAGUAUGCAGUGUAAUUCAUGUGUAGGUGUUUUUAAUGAGGUGGAACUCUAUAUUCUAAAUGGUAAGGAAAUGAAAUGUUUAUAUUUACUGAAAUAGGUAGUAUGUUACUCUGAAAGUUUAUGCAUUAGAUUCUUAAUGUAAGUUAGUAAAGUGUUGUUAUGCUGUGAGAGGUGUAUUAUAUUACAAUAAUGAACAAACAUUCCAUCUACGUGACUGUGAUCGCAUGAACCAUGCACCAAUGCUGUCCUCGGGUAGCAAGGGAACUCCUCCACUGGGCACAAGUGUUCUGCUUGGCAUCUGUGGGAGGGAGGAUGUGAUAUCCUUUGUUCCUCACAACAGUUGAAAAGUGUACCCUCUGUGAUUCCUGAUGGCUGGUAUCCACACCUUUAACUCUUCCAUUCACCAGUAAGGUGGCAGAUUUUCCUCCUGUAGCAGCAGACCUGAGCUGUCUCCCUUGUAUGUGCUUCUGUGAACUGUUUCCUGGCUACAGGAGUGUAUUUUAGCAUGCAUAUGACAUCAGUGAAUUUCAAUUAACAUUUUAUAUGUACUAAAAAUAAAGCAAAAGGUGUUUGUUUAUGCAUAGAUAUGCAAUUUACUUAAUGUGCCAGUAUUGUGUAACCAAUAACAGGAUAUUUUCAAAUGAAAAGAAAAAAAAAUGUUUAUUCUGAUAGUAUUCUCUGUUGGCCAUUAUUUAUACAAGUAAAGAGAAGAAUAAUAAGAAUGAUAAGGGAUAAGUGUUGCCAUUUUGUUUACUGAAGUUUUCCAGCUGUGCCACCUCAAAGUUCACAGAAGAAUGUGUUAAGGCAGGAUAUGGUGGGCUUUCAAAUGAUAUGAAUAUUGAUAGGCAGCUCCCUGCUGGUGCGUCAUACAUGGUGUAUUUGUGUGAGAUAAGUUACAACUGUUUUGCUUACAUGUCAGUCUGUCCUGGUUAUUUGGUUCGGCAGAUGUGUAGUGCAUGAGAGGGUUAAUGUGGAUGGCUGUCAGGCAUCCAUGUUGAUAGGAUACCCAUUGAUUUUUGAUUGACUGACAUAUUGAAUUUCAGGAAGUUCAAUUCAGUUAGGCAUUUUCUUUUAAAUGCACAUUAGAUUUUAUGAUGUCAAGCAGAAAGCAAUAUCCAUUUAUUCCAUCUCUUGGCUUGACUUCACUGCCAAGGGCCAAUCAGUGUUGUGGAGGUGUGGUGAUGAUGAGGGUUGGUGUGUGGUGGCCUGAGUCAGCCUGUGUCCCAAUCACACAGUCUCUGCUCAUGCUGUGUGACCUUGAAUCUCAUGCUUCUAGUGAGUGUCUGGUAUUCACCUUUAUCCAUGCUAAUAAUGUUAUUUUGUGUCAGUAUCCUGUGUUAAGUUUUUUCCAUGGCCAUUAGUUUUCUGGCUGGGAUAUUCUAGUACCAGUGUACCUUCAAUAGUCAGUAUUGCUGAAUCAAUUAAUUUGUACCCUGUAGCAUAGAUUAAAGUUUUGAAAUUUACUGAAAAUGCAUAUAUUGUUUUCAAAAUAAUUUACAAUUGAUUGAAUUAUUAGCUGUAGAGUAAAAUUCAAGAAAAUUUAAAAUGCCAGCAUGUUCAUUUGUUUCCCUCUCCUAGGCAGACCACACCUGUCAAAUGUUAACAGUGUUGGAAAUAAAUGUUUACUUUCUUUCUAAUGGCAGGUCUCUUCUGGCUAAGUAAAUGUGGUUUUCUUUAAAAAAUUUUGAGUUCUUAAUAAAAAUGACUAUACAUCUUGUCUUGACUUCAGGAUUAUGCUACAUAGGUUUUUAGAAAAAAAAAUGUAAAUAAUCUCAUUGUUUCCAUCACAUUUAUACAAGUUUCAUAGUUUUCAUAUUUUUAUUUGAAAAAUUAAGCUAAUGUAAUUCAAAAUGAAAUAUGAAAAGCCAGAUUAUAGAAACUGUUGACCUCAUGUGCCUUUCUGUUUGUGGUUUCCCUUGUUUUGUCAGUCUUGCUGCAGUUUAGAGAAGCUGCUGAAGGCUGAAAGUACAUUACUCUAGUUUUUAGUAAGAUAACAAACAAGGUGUAGUAACUUGCUGUGAUAAUUAUAGAUUUAUAUCCAGUGCACGAGUACCUUAUGGUUUUUUUUAAGUACUGAUUGAUUUAGCUUAACUAGAUACCGAUUGAGAUUAAAUCUAGUUUCAGCUGAUUAUGACAUAGAUAUGCAAAUGUAAGCUUGGAAUAAACUCUACAUGAAAAUAAA